CUUCGGCACGCCACGCGUUACACCUGCUAGCGAGCGAGCGAGCGAGCUUGGUUUCGUUCCAGUCACGCGUGCGACUAACCACCCUGCCGAGAUGGCCACUCUUCAGGUUGACAACGACGGGUCGCGCGGCCGUUCGCCGUCCGCUGCCAGGUCUGGCGAGCGCCGUCGAGGAGAAUCCCCGUCCUUGCUAGACGCCGUGCGCAUGCCCUCUCCCCCUCCCGGAUUCAGCUAUGAUGACGAGCCUCCCCGCCGCUCCGCCUACGAUCACGACGGCUCGCGCAGUUCGUACCGCGCUAGGACGCCCACCAACGAGCCCAGCUAUUACCAUGCCAGUCGCGAGUCUCUCGGGUCCGACGAUUCGCGCUAUCCAAAGCGCGCCGGGGAGUCGCGCACGUCCAAGGGCGACAAGGACGUGGUUGGUGCCGUCCAGGAGACACUGCAGCGAGGUGCCGACGCCUUGUUGCCGGCGAAAUAUGUGAAUAGGCUGCUCGAAACCGACAGCGAGCGAGACAGGAGAAAAGAAGAGAAGAAGAAAAAGUUGGAAGAGGACCUAGCAUAUGGAAGCGCUCACUCUCGGCCUGAACCGCAACGGCCCGGUUCGCGCGACAGGGCCACUUAUGUCGCGUCCGGCCGGUACGAGGACGGCAGACCCUCUUCGCGCCCCGGCUCGUACUAUGGGCGCCCGGGGAGCCCAGACGGACGCCCCCGCGAUUCUUACGGGGCUAGCGUUAGGGUCGUCGAGCCGAGACCGAGUAGUCGCGGCAGUCGCGGAGAGCGCUCGCCUUCGAGGCGGAUGUCGAGGUUGACCGUCAACACGGGGCAUCACGCGGCCUCGCUGUCGGUAUCGAGCAUCCCGGCCUCGCCCCUCUUGGAGUCAUAUUACGGGACAUACCAGGCCAUGUCGCCGCUUCUCCUUGCCGUGAAUGAUCCUAAAAACUCGGACCUGGUCGAGCCACUCUCGCCCGGUCUCUCCGACGGCGAGGGCGGCGGCGACAAGAAGCGGCGCCGUGCUCGUUUCCACGACCCCGUCGACGAUGCGGCGCGCCUCGCGAAAGCGCUCAAAGGGGACCGCUCACUUCCCGACAUAGACCCCCUGGUGGAGAUCUUGCCGGGAAUGACGCACGACCAACUCAUGGACUUGCGCAUCGAAUAUAAACGCCUCGUCAAAACUGGGCCCGAACGCAAGGGCGUCAACGUCGCUAAGCACAUUCGCGCUCGCCUCAAGGACGAGGAGCCCACCCUCAUGAAGGCCUGCUAUACCGUCGCGCUCGGAAAGUGGGAGUCUGAGGCUUACUGGGCCAACUUCUGGUACCAUGGCGAUAAGACACGCCGCGAGUUGCUGAUCGAAAGUCUGAUGGGCCGCUCAAACUACGAGAUCGCCCAGAUCAAGAACGCCUUCGCCGACAAGAAGUACCAAGACUCCCUCACGCUGUGCAUGAAGACCGAGUUGAAAGAAGAUAAGUUCAAGCGUGCCGUGCUCACGGUGCUGGACCUCAAGCGAAUGGAGGACGUCGACGAGUACGGACGCGUAAUCCCCGUGGAUCGUAGGUUGGUACAGGACGACGUCGAGGCGCUCUACAAAGCCAUCCAGAGCGACAGGGGGGGCGAGUCCGCCAUGAUCGAUAUCGUGAUCUCCCGCAGCGACCAUCACCUGAGAGAUGUCCUCAAGCUUUACGAGAGGACGUUUGGCAGUAACUUUGCCCGGGACGCGCUCAAGAAGAGUGGAAACCUCGUGGGCGAGGUGCUGGCUCAUGUCCUGAACGGGGUAAUCAAUAAGCCAGUGCGCGACGCCCUCCUGCUCCGCCACGCCCUCACCGCUUCUAAGAAGGACCACCUCCGCCGCGAGCUCCUGAUAUCCCGCCUCGUCCGCUUCCACUGGGACGGGCACCACAUGGGCGCCAUUAAGAGAGCAUACCGCGAGCGCUACAACGAGGAACUCGCCGACGCGGUGAGGGACGGUACUAGCGGCGCGUGGGGCCAUUUCUGCGAGCAGCUGGUAGUCACGCGUAUGCCCGACGACGUCAAGAGCUUCGAAAAGGUGGCCGCCGUGAAGGACAUCAAGCGAGACCGGGAGCGGGAGGAAAGGCUCAAGGAGAGAGAGCGCGAGCUAGAUCGCGAGAAAGAGGACCGCGAGCGAGAGGAAAGGCGCAGGCGAAGCGAGAAGGAGAGGGAUCGGGGGAGAAGCGAGGGCCUGCUCGUGAUCAACGACGUUAAAAAUAGAAACGGGAGCCGCAGCCGAGAGCGGAGCAGGAGGCGAGAGUAGACGCGCCGAGUAUGAGGCUGACGACGUAUUAUGAAGGCGACGAUGCAUGAUGAAAUCUACUUUGGAUUGCAACGAAAAGAAAAAAAAAAGGAAAGGCAAGAAAAUUUAGGCAGGCACAUACACCCGCGCUCGCAGGAUUUAUGGUAACAUACAAACUCGUGAUAUGUAGCCGAUGUGGGCUGACCGAAGUUGCACAACUGGAAGGGGAGGGAGAUGAGAAACGGAUGCGAGAGAAGGUCGUCGGGGUUCACAUUAACCCCCUUCUAUAUAGGUAUAAAUACAUAACAGUCUGUCGAAAUAUAAAUACCCCAUCUACAACCGAGACAUCGCGGCUCCGUGGGAGGCGCGCAGGCAGGCAAGGAGGACUUGUCCGCGCAUCGGUGUCUAGCGCGGGGCAUUUGGACCCUUACGACGAUGGCACCCCCCCUCCUCCUCCCCCUUCUUUGUUUUAUCCCAGGCCGGUCUCACGCGUGGGCGUAGGGGGGAUGAGAUAGAGGCGCAGAAUGCGACCAACCACGGCCCCGCCACCCACCCUCUCCUCUCUUUCUCUCCCUCUCGCCCGCCCCCGAUA
Durotheca rogersii is the source of this 2834-nucleotide messenger RNA. RefSeq lists its product as uncharacterized. NCBI's taxonomy places the organism in Eukaryota, Fungi, Ascomycota, Sordariomycetes, Xylariales, Xylariaceae. The record is from RefSeq and is a predicted model, not a curated record. Bases 92 to 2263 code for a protein of 723 amino acids. The transcript is spliced from 2 exons. Gene Ontology annotation, cellular component: cytoplasm. Gene Ontology annotation, molecular function: calcium-dependent phospholipid binding; calcium ion binding.